CAACUUUGUAUGUAUUUAUGUACGGAGAGAGAGAGAGAGAGAGAGAAAACAAUAAGUUAUUGUGUUAUUAUUAUUUUGUUCAUCAAGAACUAUGCUUUGUUCACGUUUUCUUUAUUUCCAAUCUGCUACUUGGCGAAUCGGUGUGUAACCAUCACGACCCAUUUUCGCAGCUUCACUUCUUCAUGUGGGUCGACCCGGGUUCUUCUUCUUCUUCCAUGGAGUUGGAUGAUACAGUGCAAGUUAAUGACCUGAAUUGUAUUGACGAGCAAUCUCUUUCUCCAGAAUAUUCUGGUGUUUAUGAUGUUUUUGGUGAACCAGACAUAUUUCCUCGGGUGGGUGAGCAGUACCAGGUUGAAAUUCCAUCCUUAAUUUCAAAAUCUGACUAUUACUGGCUUCUAAGGAAUCCUCAUGAGGCAGAGAGCACAGCAAGUAGUACUCUCCAUAAGUUUCGAGUUGGAUUACCAAUCCCAAUAAUUUGGAUUAAGGAUGGAGUAGAGAACAAUAGGCACGAUCACCAGAAAAAAGCAUGCAAGCCAAAUGGAGGUACCAAUAAAAUUGAAUCUUCAAAACUAGAACGUAUAAAAGAGACCUUGAAUGGUCUGGAUUGUGAUAAAUUGAAGCCUAAACUUGGGUCUGUGGACAGUACAUUGGCCAAUGGAAUGAAAUUGGGAGAAUCAGAAAAUUCCAAUAUGCAGCAAGAAACAGAGAUUGAGAUGUGCAAGCAGCAUAGAGAUAAAGGUCAUUGUUUAGUUCCUGGGGCUGCAAGUGACACCUGGAAUGAAAUUGAAGAGGCCAGUUUCAUCCUUGGCUUGUAUAUAUUCGGGAAGAACCUUUUUCAGGUGAAAAGAUUUAUUGGCAAUAAGAAGAUGGGAGAUAUACUGUCAUUCUAUUAUGGGAAAUUUUAUAAAUCUGACAAAUAUCAAAGAUGGUCUGGAUGUAGAAAAAUGAGAAGCAGAAAAUGCAUUUACGGCCAAAAAAUUUUCACAGGACCAAGGCAACAAGAGCUUUUGUCUCGUUUACUACCAAUUGUGUCAGAGGAAUGCUACAAUAAAUUACUUGAGGUGUCCAAGGCAUUUGUAGAGGGGAAAAUUCUUCUAGAAGAUUAUGUUUUAACUUUAAAGGCCUCAGUUGGGCUCAAAGCUCUUGUCGAGGGAGUAGCAGUAGGUAAGGGGAAAGAAGAUCUUGCAGGAACCGCUAUGGAUUCUAUGAAAUCCACUCAAGCACUUCCUGCUCGCCAAGAAAUACCAGUUGGCAAAGCAUGUUCAAUUCUUACACCUUCAGAAAUAAUAAGUUUUCUAACAGGUGAUUUCAGAUUAAGUAAAGCUCGAACAAGUGAUCUCUUCUGGGAAGCUGUUUGGCCUCGUUUACUUGCCAGAGGUUGGCACUCUGAACAGCCAGAUAGUCAUAAUUAUGCUGUUGGUUCUAAGCAUUCUCUGGUCUUCCUUGUCCCUGGGGUUAAAAAGUUUUCGAGGAAACUAGUGAAGGGGAAUCACUAUUUUGAUUCUGUUAGUGAUGUCCUGUGUAAAGUUGCUUCUGACCCUGAGCUAAUUGAGCUCGAGUCGAUUGCAGAUAAUGAUUGCACUAGCAAUGAAGGAUAUGGUUGGACAAAAGAUACAAAACUGGACCAUGAAAAUUCCCGUGAUCAACCACGCCACUGCUAUCUCAUGGUAAAAACUCCAAACUGCAGUACAGAUGUCAUGAAAUUUACUGUUGUGGACACAAGUUUGGCCAGUGAACAGAUGACUAAAGUGGCAGAACUGAGAAGCUUGCCAUUUGAAGUUUUAAAAGCUUGUACUUUUGAAAAUGACUCAGAUGAUGAGAAUACUUCUGCAGAGCAAACAAAUGAAUCCGAGUCUGUCAAUACCACAUGCUUGGAAAGGGGGAAGAAUGGCAUUACUAAAGCCAAUAAUACCACAUGCUUGGAAAGGGGGAAGAAUGGCAUUACUAAAGCCAAUAAUACCACAUGCUUGGAUAGGGGGAAGAAUGACUUUACUAAAGCCAGUAAAUCUAAUAUCAGUAAGGGUGUCUCUUCACUUUUGCAUGGUUUAAAACACAAUCCUUCAAAAGAGGAGCUUCCAAGGAGCAGCAUGGGUUCUAGUAGCCUAUCUGCUGCCUCCAAGGGCCCGAAGACAGAAUUCUUGAGUAACACACUCAAAAGAGAUGGUAUGAAAUGCCCAUCACUCCAGAGAAUGGUAUCUGACAAAAAAAAUGAUCUAGUCCCUGUUACAAAAAGACGGAAGAGAUUAACUGCCUGUAGUCGUGCAAAGAAAGAUAGUAACACUGCCAAUUUCUUUGUGGUUUCCAGGGUAAAUCAGGAGGAGGCCGGUUUUUGUCCGGAUCCAGACAAUUCAAAAUUUAGUGCAAAUGUAACUGCCAAAGUGUUUGUGGCUUCCAGAGUAAAACAAGAGGAAGCCAUUCCUCACAAGUCAAAAUGUAAUGAGAGUGUUCUUUCAUGGGAAAUCCCACCCCAGGAGAAAAAGUCAUCAGCAGAUUUGCCAAGCAAGAAAAACAAAACAUUAGCAGAUCCUCCGUCAAAUCCCAGCUCAAUCAUCAAUGGAGAAGCUGUUCCUGACACUAGUUCUUCAGGCACUAAGGAUCAAUGUGAUAAAACCCAGCCCCAGACUAUGAUUGACCUUAACCUACCUGUUCCACCAGAAGUAGAAGCUGGUGAACCUUUUGUGAAUGAAGUGGCAGAGAUGCAGAAAAACAACACAGGCAAGGAAUCAGACGAUCUCAGUGUUGUAACAAACGCCAAACUUAGUGAUCACCCAGACCAACAGCCUGACACGCACACUCGGAGGCAGAGCACCAGAAACCGGCCACCAACAACAAAAGUGCUAGAAGCUUUUGCCUUCGGGUAUCUAGACAGAAAGGAGAAGCGCAGAAGUAGAGAUUAUCUCCAGGACAGUUCAACAACAAGGCCUUCCCGACGAGUUUCUCGCAAAGUGACAGGCGCUAGUAUUGGUGGUACUGAUCUUGAAAAAGAGGUACAAACAGAUGUUGUCUGUAAUGGAAAUGGUAGCCCUAGCAGUGACAGUAAUGUGAUACACACAGGCUCCAAGUGUAAUGAAGGAUAAAUGAAACUAAGUUUGAAUCUAAGCAUUGGAAGUUUGAUUACCUGUUUCCAAUAUCAUCAGAUGGCAACGCAUGACAAAAACAAGAUAGCAACCUUUUCACUCAUUGAAAUGGUUCUGCACGUAAUGGAUGUUCAAUAUUAACUUCGAAGGAAGGUUUUUUAUAGCUUAAAACUUUCAAGUCUUUCCCUCUGAUCUUCCCAGCAGCUUUGCUAUCAACAGAAUCUGAGAUUUCUAGUCUCAUGGAGUUGAAGUUUUAUGCUUUUCUGGUUUCUUAGUUGCAGUGCCAGUCUUCAAUGUCAGACAAGGUUCCAGUGAACUUUUGCUGCACCUGGUUAUGAACAGAGUACACAGUAAGCCAAUGCACAUUAUCACUAUAGUUUUUUUUUUUUUUUUUAACUACUAUUAUUUUGUUGGGUCACAUAAUUAGAUGUUUAACCUCGUCAAGUUCUGUCAGAUGAUGACAGAAUAAAGGAAAACAGAGCAAUUACCAUAGGCUUUUCCCCUGUAUGGGUGUGUCGUCCUUGGUGAUGACUCCUAACAUUCAUUAUAUUAUACAUGCAUAUAUGAUGUGAUUUCAUCAUAAUUAUUUGUUGGUUAUUUGUAA
This is a messenger RNA of Glycine soja, 3681 nucleotides long. RefSeq lists its product as uncharacterized. Gene Ontology annotation, cellular component: nucleus. Gene Ontology annotation, molecular function: transcription corepressor activity. The record is from RefSeq and is a predicted model, not a curated record. The transcript is spliced from 3 exons. Bases 18 to 3077 code for a protein of 1019 amino acids. Lineage: Eukaryota; Viridiplantae; Streptophyta; Magnoliopsida; Fabales; Fabaceae.